This is a messenger RNA of Anneissia japonica, 4833 nucleotides long. RefSeq names its product ATPase family protein 2 homolog. Lineage: Eukaryota; Metazoa; Echinodermata; Crinoidea; Comatulida; Comatulidae. The record is from RefSeq and is a predicted model, not a curated record. The transcript has 13 exons. Gene Ontology annotation, cellular component: cytoplasm. Bases 52 to 2688 code for a protein of 878 amino acids. Gene Ontology annotation, molecular function: ATP binding; ATP hydrolysis activity.
CAUGAAAUGAGUUUGUGUAGGUGAUAUCUUAAUUUGUUUAUUUCUGUGAGAAUGUCUGCUAAAAAGAAAUCACAGAGAGCAGAAUGGAUUAAAUGUGACAUUUGCUCUGUGUAUAUUUACCAAAAAGAGCUUGAGAAGCAUUUACAGGGGAGCUGUAGCAGAGAAUUGUCUAGGAGGCUCUCGGAUCAUCUCAAUCUCAGCUAUGUUCAAGAUCAGGUUUUCAACGCCGAAGUAUGUCAACAGGUUGAAAAAGGUCUGGAGAAGAUCUCAAAUUCCAUGAAAGACUUACUCAUUCAGUUAAACGCUGAAACAAUGAAGCUCUGCAAUAUGAGUAUCGGCCGUCCAAUCACAGUCCAUCUUCCAAAGGAAGAUGCGACUUUCUCUGCCCUUGUCUGGCCCUGCGCACACUUCCCAUCAACCAAGGCAGGAAUCAGCGCAAACAUGUGUGAAACAUACAACUUAAAUUCUGGAGAAUAUGUACAACUUGAAAACUUUGAUGAUGUCUGUUUACCAGCUGAAUACUUAAUGCUUGAACCCCAAUCAAAUAUCACAAGCCUGCCCUCUGUCACUGAUCUUCAGUGUUUUAUGGAAUUAAAUCUCUCUGGACAAAUGUUUGCAGUUGGAAAUAAAAUUUUAACCUGUUUCUAUGGCAGGCCUUGCAAAUUUGUUGUAAAAGAACUCAAGAGUGUUACUGGUGAGGUGUUUCGGACAGAGUUAAAUUUGAAGGAACAUUGUAAUAGAACGAAAGAUUAUUAUAAUUAUAGUCAUACAAUAUCUGACACCUCACUCCCAUUAUCUGGUAGUCCCGUAAUGGACCACACCACAGAGAAAAAGGACGGCUUUGAUUUGAAUGAAAGUGUUGAGAAACUAAGAGAAGAAGUACAAGAUUUAAACAUUUCUGCAAAUGAUGAUUUAAAAUCAACGUCAACUCCGAAGAAAAUUAUUUUCACUGAGAAACCUGAUUCUUCGUGCUUAUCUUUCCUCAUUGUGAACGAAAAUACAAAAAUACAUAUACAAACUAGUUCAGACAAUACAGAUCAAGGUAAUAGGCCAAUUGAUGCUGUGACCUAUGACAUGAUUGGGGGUAUAUCCAGGCAGCUUGGAACUGUGCGAGAAGUGAUCGAAGCACCAUUGAAAAAUCCACAAAUCUUCAAAGAUCUUGGUAUACAGCCCCCGAAGGGCGUACUGCUGUAUGGACCACCAGGCGUUGGGAAGACAAUGGUUGCUAAGGCAGUGGCUCAUGAGGUUGGUGCUCAUGUGGUGGUUAUAAAUGGACCAGAAGUGAUCAGCAAAUUUUAUGGAGAAACUGAAGCAAAACUGAGAGAAAUAUUCAAAGAAGCUGCUGCCAAGGCACCAAGUCUGGUGUUCAUUGAUGAACUGGAUUCUCUCUGUCCUAAAAGAGAGAAUGUCACGAGUCAGGCGGAGAAGAGAAUCGUUGCCACUUUACUGACACUAUUAGAUGGCAUGGAAUCUUCGAAUGAAAAUGGACAUGUAAUGGUUUUGGGUGCCACCAAUCGACCAGAUGCGAUAGAUGCUGCGCUUCGAAGACCAGGGAGGUUUGAUCGCGAAAUUGAGAUAGGAGUUCCAAAUGCACAAGAUAGAGCUGAUAUUCUUACAAAGUGUUUACAGAAAAUCAACCAUUCCUUAUCAAGCGAAGAUAUUACAAGUAUUGCAGAUUCAGCACAUGGGUAUGUUGGUGCGGAUUUAAAAUCUGUAUGUAAAGAAGCUGGCAUGUAUGCUUUCAAAAGACAUUCCAAAUCCCAUAAUGCAUCUGGAGGACUGUUAGCCAUUUCGGUUACCAUGGCGGAUUUUACUCUUGCUCUCCAAGAUGUCAAGCCAAGUGCAAUGAGGGAGGUUGAAAUUGAUGUACCAAAGGUCUAUUGGUCUGACAUUGGCGGUCAAGAAAUUGUAAAGCAGAAAUUAAAACAAGCUGUUGAAUGGCCACUCAAGCAUCCAGAUGCCUUCACCAGAAUGGGUAUAGCGCCACCAAGAGGCAUUCUCAUGUAUGGCCCACCAGGCUGUUCUAAGACUUUAAUUGCCAAAGCACUUGCAACAGAAAGUGGGCUGAAUUUUAUUUCAGUUAAGGGCCCAGAGCUGUUCAGUAAAUGGGUGGGAGAGUCGGAGCGGGCAGUGAGGGAAGUGUUCCGCAAGGCUAGGCUGGCAUCCCCCUCAAUUAUAUUCUUCGAUGAAAUUGAUGCACUGGCAGUUGAGAGAAACAGCUCGUCCGGUAGUAAUAGCGUAGCUGACAGAGUACUCGCCCAACUGCUGACGGAAAUUGAUGGCAUUGAGAAGCUGGCGGAUGUCACGAUAGUCGCUGCCACAAAUAGACCAGAUAUGAUUGACAAGGCAUUGAUGCGUCCAGGUCGUCUUGAUCGCAUCCUCUAUGUACCAUUACCUGACCAAGCAACUAGAGCUGAGAUACUUAAAAUCAACUUCAAAAGAAUGCCAAUUGAUAGAGACGUUGAUGUCAGUUCUGUCGUCGCUCAAACUAAUGGUUACUCUGGAGCAGAGGUAGUGUCCGUCUGCCGAGAGGCAGCGCUGUAUGCCAUGCAAGAGGACAUUGACUCUGAGGUCAUUCGCUCUGCACACUUUGCUCUAGCCCUGGACUCAGUCAGGCCUAGAAUUACUAAAGACAUGGUCCAGUUCUAUGAAGCCUAUGAACAGAAUUGUGGUCUGCACUCUGUUUGACCUCAAUGCAGGUAGAAUAAACUCUUCUAAGAAGCAGCCUAAGCUUCAAUAAGAGUAUUGGUGGUAUUGCCCAUUGGCUGGGGGCCAGCUGGGCAUAGGGUCCAAGCUCACCAAUUCUUGGAGAUUUUUAUUCCUAUUUUGAAUGGUCAUAUAGAACUGUGUACUGCAGACUUCUCAAGUACUAUGGAACUUCCGUAGCAUGCAAUUUUGAGCAACAAGUUAUAUCUUGCACUCAAGGCAAAUUAUUAGGUGGUACAGAAAUUUUCCAUUUACUACAGAAAAUCUGAAGACAUAGUUACGGAAAUGCAUUUUAUGAACUUGAGAAAUCCGGUACUGUACAGUGCAAGUACAAAUCAUUUGCAUCAGCGAUGGCCUGAUUUUAACUUUCUUUCAGAUCAGUCUGUGCGUAAUGGUGUGAUAUCCUGGUGUGAGAACUGUGAUGCAGGAACAAAGCCUUUAGCUGUGUUAUACACAAGACUUGCCAAGUGUCAUGCAUCGGUUGCAUUUCUGAUUCCCAACCUUGAGAUCAGAGGUUGCUGUACAUUUCGCUUGUGUCCUUAGGCAAGGCACUUUCCUACGGCAGACCUUUCAAGUCUCACACAUCAGGCGGGAGUCUCGGGCAUUUAACUUCGACCUCACACCCUUACGCGAGGCCUACCGGUAUAUAUUGCAUGCAUUCCAGAAUUUCUUCAAAUUAUAUUUUUUUUAUGUGCUAUUUCUCAAAACAAGCAAACAACAUGUACAAACAUGACGAUCAUCGCUAGCGAUCCCAUAGUGAUCGUCGCUGUGUUUGACGCGGCCUCAACAGAAACUGAAGUAAACUAAAUGGGAUAUCAAACUGGGACAUUGUAUCAAUAUAUACACUGUAAAGGUGUAUGUUAUAUCAACUGUUUUUUCUUUAAGGUUUGUGACCUCUCGCAUAAUUUUCAAAAAAUGCCCAAUCUCAAGCAAAUUCAGAAGAAAUCUCGAGCAAUCCAGUGUAAGCUGUCAUUCGACCCUAUUUUUACCCCUCCUGUUAUACUCCUACACUUUUGGAGUCCUGAGGAGGUCGGCUUUACCCACCAGAACUAGAAUGUUUCAACCUUUAUUGGGUCAUUUUCAGAAAUGAUAAAGCAUUAUGGAAUUCUCCCCAGGGAGCUGAGUAUGUGUUCCAUAUGUGCUUGAUCCAGUGACCGGGGGUAAUAAUGCGAGGCGCUUAGAGGCCUUGUUGGCAUUAAGCAUUAUAUAAGUCUAACAUAUUAUUAUAACAUUAUUAUUAAAAUCACAGAAAGAAAAUGUUUCCCUAUGGCUCCAGUGGGCGGAUUCAAGGGGUUGGGGGGCCAUGCCGGCCCAGGGCCCCUCCCCCUAAAUGUUUCAAAAUUUUUUUUAAAUUGUGAAAAAAAGAAAAUCCUACUCAAAUUUUGAGUCUAAGAGUGCCAUUUUCAGCCAUCUAGAGGUACAAUAAUCAAAAAUUUUUUUUACCUCAGCCCCAAGUACUGUAUAGACCCUCCGUCUGUGAAAGCCCCUGUCUGGGCCCCCCUCUAUUUCAAAUUCCUGGAUCCACCACUGGGUCACAUCUGCAUUUGUAAAUAAAUGUAGUUGACAGCCAUAGGCCUACAUUUCUUUACUGCAUAAGCUCAUACAGUACAUAACGCUAUAAUUUACAAAAUAAGUACUAAAUAAAUAAAUGAAUCUCCCAAAAUGGUAAUUUUGUUUAUUUCAUUCAUGUUCCCUACAUUUAUGGCCAUCUAGGAUUCUAGAGGUGCUAUAUUCUUAAAAUGUUCUCACCUCAGCCACAACCAUAGUGGGGACAGCUUCCAAUAUGUAAGUGUCCCAUAUUUUUUCCCAUAACCUUGACAGGUUUCUAAUCUUAUCAAAUGAUUACACAAAAUUGUUUUAAUUAAUAUCUUUAAAAUAUUACCAAAUGAUUUUCAAAGUAUGUUUAUUAAUUUCUUUAAAAUAUAACAAAGUGUGUGAGAAAUAUAGGAAUCUGUGAGGUUAUAUUUUAUUCAUAGGGAAAGUGUACUGAUCAGUUGUCUCACAGUGACAUUGGACAACCUUAUUGAGGUUUGGUUAGGUGUUAAAAAUCAUGAUACCAUCCCACUGUUAAAAUACUGGAACUAUAAAUCCUCUACAAUUUUAAUAAAUAUGUUAUUAUACAUAUGA